GUCUCCUAGUUAACGACAAGGGAAUCGUUCAUACAGCAUUUUUACAGAGUAGUUUCCCCACCCGAGGCAAUUGCCCACCUCUCUCCCCGACUUGGUACCAAGUUUAGGUCAAUUUUGAUUAUGUUUUGCAACUAGAGGGGGAUCUUUUUUCUACAGAUUGUGUUAGAAUGAUUUGGUCGUAGCUGUGAACAAAGAGGUUUGAGUGACACUGCCAGCACUAAUUAUGGGAACUCCAGUCAAGGAUGUGGAGUUAAAAGACAGUGCACCCCAGAACCUGCUGUUGGAUAAACAUGUGGCUUACAUAGAAGCUUACAGUGCAAAGAAAGAUGAAUAUGAGUACGUCAUGACAGAGUACCUGAGAAUGAGUGGCAUAUACUGGGGGCUGACCGUGAUGGACUUGAUGGGCAGUCUGGACAGAAUGAGCAGGGAAGAGGUGCUGGACUUUGUCAAAGGAUGCCAACACGAGUGUGGUGGGUUUGGUGCCAGUAUUGGCCAUGAUCCCCAUCUGUUAUACACACUAAGUGCAGUCCAGAUUUUAUCCCUGUAUGAUGGAGUGUCUUCUGUCAAUGUAGAAAAAAUAAUAGAAUUUGUAUCCAGCCUGCAGCAGCCAGAUGGCAGUUUCUAUGGGGACAAAUGGGGUGAGGUUGAUACACGGUUUUCUUUCUGUGCUGUAGCAUGCUUAGCACUUCUGAAAAAGAUUGAUGCCAUCAAUGUUGACAAGGCAGUCAAUUAUGUGCUCUCAUGCAUGAACUUUGAUGGUGGAUUUGGCUGUAGACCAGGGAGUGAAUCCCACUCUGGACAAAUCUACUGCUGUGUUGGGAUGCUGUCCAUAUUGAACAGACUCCACCAUGUGCAGGCUGACAUGCUGGGCUGGUGGCUGUGUGAGAGACAGCUGCCCUCUGGUGGCUUAAAUGGUAGACCAGAGAAGCUGCCCGACGUAUGUUAUUCAUGGUGGGUUCUAGCAUCUUUGAAGAUAAUAGGCAGACUCCACUGGAUAGACAGGGAUAAACUGGUCAGAUUUAUACUGGCCUGUCAAGAUGAAGAGACAGGAGGGUUUGCAGAUAGGCCAGGAGAUAUGGUGGAUCCCUUUCACACCUUGUUUGGCAUAGCAGGACUGUCUCUGCUGGGAGAAAGACAGAUCAGAGGUGUUAACCCAGUGUUUUGUAUGCCAGAGGACGUUAUAAAAAGGAUAGGAGUGUCCAUGCAGUUACUGUAAUUGUUGAUGUCAUCAUAACCGUGAAUGUCAUUGUUAGAAAAGAGAUAGGGGUGUCCCUGCAGUUAUUGUAAUUGUCAUAUUUUAACUGCUUCUGAAGGACAGGCCUAAGCUGUAAAACCUGAUUCUCAGUAACACAGGUCGUUACAAAAACUUGUGGUGAUUGCAUGGUCUAAUUGUCAUGCAUCUCAUGUGCUGUAGUAGUUAAUACAUACAAUGUAGUUGUUGUGUAAGUGAUGAAAUAUUGGAAAAACUAUGUCAAAACUCUUGGAUAGUAUAACAGUGAAACUAGGUUACAUUCGUUUAAAUAAGUGAACACUGGGGGUAAGGGGCAUAUUUAGUAAUAAUAAGGACCUAUUACAACAAGAACAUAUACCUAAAUAUCAAAACAAUUUUCUGCAGCGAUCCCGUUCAGUUCCAUUAAUAGCCAUUCCAAUAUUCGAGUCAAUUAUUGCCAUAACUUUAGUAUGGCUGAUAUAAUGCAGUCAUGGUUUAACAUAUUUACAGGUCAAGAAAAAGAAAUACACAAAUAAGAACAGUUUGUGAUUACGAUGGUUUUAUUUACACAUUUACAGUUAAAUUUUUUAGGCCAAUGGAUAUGCAAUAAUGAUAUAAGAAUUAAAGGAUAAUUGAUGUUGAUGAUGGAUCAGUAUUGACAAUAUAAUUGUACCACAGAUGCU
This is a messenger RNA of Lingula anatina, 1893 nucleotides long. RefSeq names its product geranylgeranyl transferase type-2 subunit beta. NCBI's taxonomy places the organism in Eukaryota, Metazoa, Brachiopoda, Lingulata, Lingulida, Lingulidae. Gene Ontology annotation, biological process: protein geranylgeranylation. Gene Ontology annotation, cellular component: Rab-protein geranylgeranyltransferase complex. Gene Ontology annotation, molecular function: Rab geranylgeranyltransferase activity. The record is from RefSeq and is a predicted model, not a curated record.